AUGCUUUCGACUCUGGGUGUGUGUUCUCGAUGUCUGGUGCGGCCCGCACGACUAGUAUGCAACCAGCGGCUGCUCUACCAGCGGAGAGGUCUACAAACUGACAAACUCUUAUCACCUGCUCUCCUGACGCGAGCUCGCAACCUUGCAGCCGAACAUGCAAAUCUUUCGAAUCAGCUGACAACCUCCUUUGAUCCCAAAAUUGCAAGGCGCGCUGGUGAGCUAGGUCCAGUUGCAAAAGCCUGGGCAGAAUGGAGCAAUGCCAACGAGUCAAUGUCAGAGCUUCAUUCCAUGCUAGAAGAUCCAGAUACGGAAGCGGAGCUGAGGUCCAUUGCCGUUGAAGAAUUGCAAACCACGGAAGCUAAACUGACUGCGAUUUCGGAUAAUUUGAAGCGCGCCCUCGUGCCCCGCCAUCCUUUCGCAGACCUUUCAUGCUUGUUGGAGAUACGUCCAGGUGCAGGGGGGGAUGAAGCAAGUAUCUUUGCCUUUGAAUUACUGCAGAUGUAUGUCGCAUUUUGUGCUCAUCAAGGGUUACGGUCUACUCUCAUGAAGCUUGAACGUGGGGACAACCGAGCAGAUGCUCUAACGGAGGCUGUUUUGGAAGUAGAAGCAGAGGGGGCGUACGAUCUCUUACGGACCGAAUCGGGUGUACACCGAGUCCAGAGAGUCCCGACAACAGAGGCCAAAGGCCGCACCCAUACCAGUGCGGUCAGUGUGAUGGUCUUACCCAGCUUCCCGGACACAGGCGGCGGUGACGGCGCGUUCAACUUUGACGACCCAAAUAGCGACUAUUACAUUGAUCCGCAAGAAGUUCGUACUGAAAAAAUGCGAGCAAGUGGCGCGGGUGGCCAACAUGUAAACAAGACUGAAUCAGCCAUUCGUCUGACUCACAUGCCCACAGGUAUUGUGGUAUCGAUGCAGGAUUCGCGGUCCCAGCAUGCAAAUCGCAAAAAAGCGUGGCAGAUACUGCGGGCAAAGCUGGCGGAAGCACGACAGGAGGCGCGGGAGCAAGAAUUAGUCGAGCUUCGAAGAGGAGCAAUGGGCGGUAUAGGGCGAAUGGGCCGAGGUGACAAGGUUCGCACUUAUAAUUACGGCCAAAGCCGCUGCACAGAUCAUCGAAGUGGUUUCACUGUCCAUAACCUGGACAACGUGUUGGAGGGAGGUGAGACCCUAGUCAAGGUCAUGGAUAGCGUGCGAUCCUGGCUCAUCGACCGCGAAAUACUGGCACUCACCUCUGAGAUAAUUAAGAAACAACAAUAG
Messenger RNA from Aspergillus nidulans FGSC A4, 1257 nucleotides. RefSeq names its product putative mitochondrial translation release factor (RF-1). Lineage: Eukaryota; Fungi; Ascomycota; Eurotiomycetes; Eurotiales; Aspergillaceae. Gene Ontology annotation, molecular function: translation release factor activity. Gene Ontology annotation, cellular component: mitochondrion; mitochondrial inner membrane. Gene Ontology annotation, biological process: mitochondrial translational termination; translational termination; mitochondrial translation. The transcript has 3 exons. Bases 1 to 1257 code for a protein of 418 amino acids. The record is from RefSeq and is a predicted model, not a curated record.